This is a messenger RNA of Poecilia latipinna (sailfin molly), 3182 nucleotides long. Its product is annotated as solute carrier organic anion transporter family member 1C1-like. The transcript has 15 exons. NCBI's taxonomy places the organism in Eukaryota, Metazoa, Chordata, Actinopteri, Cyprinodontiformes, Poeciliidae. Gene Ontology annotation, biological process: sodium-independent organic anion transport; bile acid and bile salt transport; transmembrane transport. The coding region runs from base 229 to 2298 and encodes 689 amino acids. Gene Ontology annotation, cellular component: basolateral plasma membrane. The record is from RefSeq and is a predicted model, not a curated record. Gene Ontology annotation, molecular function: bile acid transmembrane transporter activity; protein binding.
GGGUGGCUUUUUGUUGACAUGAUCAACAAGACCAACAUGAGUGCCUGAGUUACUGAUUACAUGUGAUUUUAUAAUUUGGAGAUAAGACUUGGGCUUUAAACACUGAUUCCUGCCAGUUAGGACAAGCCAUCCAGCUGGGAUCCUUUAUACUGGGACGUCACUCCUUCAGGGCUAUUGGGAUCGUUUUGUUCCUGCUUUCCUCUCUCCAGUUGAACAGGAAACGGCAUCAUGAGCGUGGAGUCCAAAAAAACACGCGAGGCCUGUUGCUCCAAGCUCAAGCUGUUCCUUGUCUCUUUGGCAUUUGUGUACUUUGCCAAAGCUUUUGGCGGUGCUUACAUGAAGAGCUCCAUCACCCAGAUCGAGAGACGCUUUGACAUCCCCAGCUCUCUGAUUGGGGUCAUAGAUGGCAGCUUUGAAAUGGGAAACUUGCUGGUAAUUGCCUUUGUGAGCUAUUUUGGUGCAAAGCUCCAUCGUCCCAGGCUGAUUGGUAUCGGCUGCUUGGUCAUGGCCACUGGAUCCUUCAUUGUUGCACUGCCGCACUUCCUACAGGGCCCGUAUAAAUAUGAGACCAGUAUGUCACACAACACUCAGGUCAACACCACUGAAAACAUCCUGCCAUGUUUGUCUAACCACAGCCUGAAUGAGAAGGAUGGAAUCCCCGAUGUAGAAGCCAUGAAAGCUUGUGAAAAGGCAGUUGGCUCUUCCAUGUGGAUCUAUGUUUUCCUGGGAAACAUGCUGCGUGGAAUUGGAGAGACUCCGAUCAUGCCUUUGGGAAUAUCCUAUCUGGAUGACUUUUCCAAACACGAGAACACUCCUUUCUAUUUGGCCUGCAUUCAUACAACAGGAAUAUUAGGUCCUAUGUUUGGGUUCAUGCUGGGGUCCUUCCUCGCCAAGACCUACGUGGACAUUGGAUUUGUCAAUUUAGACAGCAUCACCAUCAACUACAAGGACUCUCGCUGGGUGGGAGCCUGGUGGCUGGGCUUUAUCUUGACUGGCACAGUGAUUCUGCUGUCGAGCAUCCCCUUCUUUUUCCUGCCCAAGUCUUUGCCGAAACAGGGGGAGGAGGAAGAAGAUGGCAACAAAAGUACAGAGCUAGCUUCUGGGCCAGAACAGGAGAGCUUCCUGCCAGAUGAAACCCAAGAUGGUGGAGAGAAAGAAAAGACUGUCACAUUUAAGGAAAUGGCUAAAGAUUUUGUUCCUUCACUGAAGAGACUCUUCAGGAACAGCAUCUACACGAUGAUGAUUCUCACCCACUUGGUUGCGGUCAACGGUUUCAUUGGCAUGAUCACCUUCAAACCUAAAUUCAUGGAGCAGAUCUACGGCCAGGCGGCAUCCAAGGCCAUUUUUCUCAUAGGCAUCAUGAACCUGCCCGCAGUCGCUCUGGGCAUCAUCACUGGUGGUUUUAUACUGAAACGUUUCAACCUGGGUGUCGUUGGAGCAGCCAGAGUGUCCAUCUCUGCAUCUCUUGGAGCCUUUUCUUUGCUUACCCUGCAGGGCUUCUUCCACUGUGACAAUGCAGAGGUGGCUGGUUUGACUGUUGCGUAUCAAGGUUAUCAACAGGUAUCCUACAAUUAUUCCACACUUUUGUCCCCGUGCAACAUGGGCUGUUCCUGCUCCAUGAAGCACUGGGAUCCUGUGUGCGCCUAUAACGGCAUGACGUAUGCCUCCCCCUGCCUGGCUGGAUGUCAGACCUCCACUGGGACAGGAAAAGCAAUGGUGUUUCACAACUGUACCUGUGUUGGGGACUUCAUGACUCCUGCUGCGAACAUGUCUGCUGUGCUGGGCCAGUGUCCGAGGAAGAGCGAUUGUGAUUAUAAAUUUAAAAUCUACAUGGCUUUGACGGUGGUGGGAGCUUUCAUUUCUGCCUGUGGGGGCACACCGGGAUUUAUUGUGUUACUCAGAUCCAUCCAACCAGAUCUGAAGUCUUUGGCCUUGGGUAUGCAGACCCUGAUUGUGAGAACUCUGGGUGGGAUACCUCCCCCGAUAUAUUUCGGAGCACUGAUCGAUCGAACUUGUUUGAAAUGGGGCACGAAGCAAUGCGGAGGACGCGGCGCAUGUAGGCUUUAUGAUUCCAACGCGUUUAGAAUGACUUUCUUAGGCUUGGUAACUGGACUGUACUUCCUUACCAAUGUGUUGUGGGGAAUUCUCUACGUUAAAAUCAUCAAGAGACAGAAGAAGCUAGCUCUGAGGAACCAGGCCAAAGACAACAAAGUGGAGGGUAACACACAGAACAAUGGGCAUGCAAACAUCAGCAUUUCUACGAACAAAGAAGAGGAUAACAAGGAGAGUUCGAUUUAACAUAUUACAAGACGGCCACAUCAUUGUGUAAAGAAGAUGGACCCAAACUGGAUCAAAUGUGGUAAGGUACAGUUUCAUCACUGUUUGGCCUUCCAGCAGCUCACCACUUUCUUCCUUCUAUUUUUCUUUUUAGAUAUAAAAGUCAAAACUUGAGCAAUUACCUUACAUUAAAAAAUAUGUGAUCUUUGUCCAGUCAGUCAAAGUAGCUGGUUUGAAACUCAACUCACUUUUCAUGGAGUUCAGUUUUAAAUAGAUGUAUAUAAAAUACUAAAAACAUUUUUAAAAUGACACUCAUUUUAAAAGUUUUACACACUGCUGAAGCUGAAAGACUCUUGAUUCUUUCAUGAGUCAUUUUAAUGUGUCUUUUUUCUUAAUCACUGGAGGUCAUUAGUCUUGGUACCGGUGUUUUACCUCACUUCCUGAAACCAUUUUUACAAACUUUUACCAUUGAUAAGCAGUUAAUCUUUAUUUUAUUUUAAAGUCAAGUAAAAAUCCUGAAAUGUGUCCCAACAAUGCAUUGUGUGUCAAUGUAAUUGUUAUGUACUACAUUACAGUUUUUUGUUAAACAACUUAGUUUUAAUUUGCAACAAGCUGCAGUCAAGAUAUCUUCUGAAAUAUAAAUGUUGUAAAGUGAGUCACUGUUUGGAUUGUGAACUGCAAGCCCUGGACUAAGUACUAAACUUGUUUUUGUAAUUUACUUUCUUAAUACUUUAUUGCAACCAUAACAUCCAGUCACACAGCAAUGACUUAAUAAUCACUGUUAAUAAUUUGGAUUUAUAAAGAAUGUUAGAUGCUUGUUUAAUAUGUCAUAUAUAUUGCUUAAGGUUCUCUUCUUCCACUCUCUCUGUAUAGUUGAAUAUACAUUAAAGACAAUAAGUUCAUUA